AUGACUAUCUCCACCGAAAUUGGUUAUAUCAUGGCGGCCAUGGAGGACGCGGGUUGUGACUCAAAGAAACUUUUCAGCCCCUCUGCUGCCAGUUCCUCGAAUUCCACCUCGAAGCCUCCUGCGAAACCUUGCCCUAAGCCUACCUCACAAAAGGCCAAGGCCAUCGAAGAAAAGGAGGAGGAGCUCCGGUACAGCACAGACUCCGAAUCUAUAUUGAAAGGCAUGUGGAUUCUAUACCUUACGUUUUGCUCAUGCGUGCACAUUCCACAUCGAUCUCGAAAGAAUAUCAACGACCAAGUCUUCGAUCCAGCCUUCUAA
This is a messenger RNA of Cryphonectria parasitica EP155, 318 nucleotides long. RefSeq lists its product as uncharacterized. NCBI's taxonomy places the organism in Eukaryota, Fungi, Ascomycota, Sordariomycetes, Diaporthales, Cryphonectriaceae. The record is from RefSeq and is a predicted model, not a curated record. The transcript has 2 exons. Bases 1 to 318 code for a protein of 105 amino acids.